This is a messenger RNA of Nilaparvata lugens (brown planthopper), 1218 nucleotides long. RefSeq lists its product as uncharacterized. NCBI's taxonomy places the organism in Eukaryota, Metazoa, Arthropoda, Insecta, Hemiptera, Delphacidae. The record is from RefSeq and is a predicted model, not a curated record. The transcript has a single exon. Bases 1 to 1218 code for a protein of 405 amino acids.
AUGAGGUUCCUGAAUUUGUACUGCACUGUGAGACAACCCACAAGAAAGGAAGCCUGUCUAGAUAAUGUGGUAACAAACUUGCCACAGUGUUUGUACAGAGUUGCAGUGGAGAGUUAUGCCUUGAGUGACCAUGAGUCUAUCUGUUUCUCUGUGGAUGAAAGGAGCUCUGAUCUUUCUGGGAAUGAUCCUCCUGAGGAAAUCAAGGUGCACCCAAUUGCAAAGAGUCAGUUGAACCACUUCUCGCACCUCUUGUCACUGGUGAACUGGAACAAAAUAGUUACACCUGGCCCUGCAGAGGAAAAUUUCAACAAAUUUUUCAGUCGAUUCAAGUAUCUUUUUGACAACGUUUUUCCUGUCAAGAUACAAAAACCAGAUCAAAAACCCAACCAUAGAAAUAAGCCCUGUUGGAUGAACCAAGAAUUGGUUGUUCUCAAGAACUGGGUCAUUGUAGCCUAUGAUCGGUACAGAAAUCUCAAGACAAAUGACGCCAAGCAAAUGUAUUUAAUGGUCAAGAAAGAUUACAAAGAAAUACUUCUAAAAGCUAAACAGAAUGCAAAUGCACAGCAUAUAAACUCUUCACAAAAUAAGUGCUCAGCUGCAUGGAGAGUCAUUAGGAGAGAAAUAGGGUCACAACAAAGAACCACAAGGAUCGAGCCAGAUGUCUUCAACUCCUACUUUGUGGACUCAGUUAAGGCAGUUCGUGAUUCUAUAGGCACUCCAGAAGUAUCAGCCCUGCAUUUUCUGAAUGCUGUGCCCAAGCCUGAGACAGCUUUCUCACUUCGACCGGUUUCAUGUGAGGAGGUGUUGGAAACUGUUGGUGAAUUGAAAAGUUCAAAUAGUAGAGACUUUUUUGGCAUGUCAGUAAAUCUGAUCAAGAGUGUCAUUUUGCAAAUCCUUAUACCCCUGACCUCUUGCCUGAAUGCAUGUAUCACAGAGGGUGUCUUCCCUACUAUUCUGAAGAUUGCUAAGACCAUUCCAGUGCAUAAGAAGGGAUCAUUUGAUAUGCCUGGUAAUUUCAGGCCUAUCUCUAUCCUGCCAGUCUUCUCUAAAAUCCUUGAAUCUAUUAUCAAAAAGCAGUUAUGCUGGUACUUUGAGAGCAAUGGUUUGUUUGUGGAUGCUCAGUUUGGUUUUAGAGUUGGCAGAACUACAGCCCAGGCAGUUGGAAGGCUGGUAACCACUAUUCUGGAGGAUUUUGAGAGCCGUGUUUUCACCGAUUGA